Molecule: messenger RNA, 2287 nt
Organism: Aspergillus heteromorphus CBS 117.55
Lineage: Eukaryota; Fungi; Ascomycota; Eurotiomycetes; Eurotiales; Aspergillaceae
Product: lysosomal protective protein precursor
Exons: 7
Coding region: 377-2212 (611 amino acids)
Biological process (GO): proteolysis
Cellular component (GO): fungal-type vacuole
Molecular function (GO): serine-type carboxypeptidase activity
Source: RefSeq, a predicted model, not a curated record
CCGUUCUUGAUGAUCCCAGAGAUGACAGGUGCAGGGGUCUUCCCGGAGUGACAGUGAUGCGAUUUCCACAUUCGGAUUGCCAUUUUGGGAUAUCACCCAUCGAUCUAUACUCAACAAGGCUAAGAGAACUCGGCCUGAUAGCUGGUUAAAUUAACAUCGACUGUAGUUGUCACUGACGGGAGCUCGCCAUCCGUCGAUAAAGAACGCCAUCCGCGGCCGACGGAGUCCGCCGGCGCUAGGCGUAUCGCGACCUGCCUUCGUUAGUCGCCGGCUUAUCUUCGACUCCCACGGUUGCUUCUCCUCCGCAAUUGUUCUCUUCUCACUGUUCUCAAGGGAAUUCAGAAGAGACAGGCGACGACCGCUUAGCCUUGUCAUCAUGUUGGCCGGUCUGGUACUUGCUGGCUUUCUGGGCCUCACGGUCGCGCAAUUCCCUCCUGAGCCGGAGGGCGUCACGGUGAUCAAGUCCAAGUUACACGAGAACGUGACCAUUUCGUUCAAAGAGCCUGGCAUUUGCGAAACCACACCUGGUGUCCGUUCGUACUCGGGUUAUGUGCACCUCCCGCCUGGCUUCCUCGACGAAGGGACCGGCGAAGUGCAGGAUUAUCCCAUCAACACGUUCUUCUGGUUCUUCGAGUCUCGCAAAGAUCCCAGCAAUGCCCCCCUGGCCAUCUGGUUGAACGGCGGACCCGGCUCGUCCUCGAUCAUGGGUCUCCUUGAGGAAAUGGGCCCUUGCUCUGUUGCAUCGGACUCCAAGACCACCAUCCUGAACGAGUGGAGCUGGAACAACGAGGUUAACUUGUUGUUCCUGGACCAGCCCACACAAGUCGGCUUCUCGUACGACGUUCCGACCAAUGCCACCAUAGUUACCGAUGAGGAUGGCAACCGAAAGUUCGUCCUCGGCGAAUUCGGGACUGAUGUUCCCCAAUCGAAUGCCACCCAUCGCGUGGGCACGUUUGGCAGCCAGAAGCUCGCGCAGACCGCCAACAGCACCGCCUAUGCAGCGCACGCUAUAUGGCACUUUGCUCAGACUUGGUUGUUCGAGUUUCCGCACUACAAACCAGAGGACAACCGUGUCAGCCUGUGGGCGGAGAGUUACGGCGGCCACUAUGGCCCGGGAAUCUUCGAGCUGUUCCAGCAACAAAAUGACAAGAUCAAGAACGGGACCGCGGAAGAGGGAGCGCAGUACCUGCAUCUCGAUACGCUCGGGAUCGUAAACGGCCUGAUUGAUCUGGUCUUACAGGAGGAGACUUAUAUCACUUUGCCAUACAACAAUACCUAUGGUCUUCAAAUCUUCAACCAAUCCACAUACGAUGAGCUGAUGUAUGAUUGGUCGCGCCCGGGAGGCUGUCGCGACCGAAUGGUUGCCUGCCGCGCCGCCGUGAAAGACCGCGACUCGGGUAUCUCUCACGGGAACAUUUCGGACAUCUGUGAAGGCAUCGCGCUCGAAUGUAGCGAUGGGCCCAUUACGCACUUUCACCGGGAGAACCACGGCUGGUACGACAUUGCCCAUGGGAAAUACGACCCUACCCCAGCGAAGCACAUGCUCGGCUACCUGAGCGAAGAAUCCGUCCUGGCCGCUCUCGGCGUGCCCGUGAACUUUACGUCCAGCUCACCGGCCGUCGCCAAGCAAUUCCGCGAGAGCCACGACCACGUCCACGGCGGCUUCCUCGACGCGAUCGGCUACCUCCUUGACAGCGGUGUGAAAGUGCACAUGAUGUACGGCGACCGCGACUACGCCUGCAACUGGGUGGGCGGCGAGAAAGCCAGUCUGGCCAUCCCGUACUCGCGCAUCUCCGACUUCGCCGAGGCAGGAUACACCCCGCUGCAGACCUCGGAGGGGGUUGACGGCAUGACCCGCCAGUUCGGCAACUACAGCUUCACCCGCGUGUACCAGUCCGGCCACGAGGUCCCCGCGUACCAGCCCGUGGCCGCGUACGAGAUCUUCAUGCGCGCGACGUUCAACAAGGAUAUUGCCACCGGGCUGGUGGAUGUGAGCGACGACUUCCAGACCCCCGGGCCGAGCGAUACGUGGCAUAUCAAGAAUGUCCCGCCGGUCGUCCCGGCGCAGAAGUGCUAUGUUUUGGAUCCGGGGACGUGUGGACCUGAGAUCUGGGCUAAGGUGGCGAGGGGUGAGGUGACGGUGAAGGAUUAUUAUGUGGUGGAGGGUACGAACGAGGCUGGCGAGGAGGUGUUUGAGCGGGUUGAACUGUGAAUGGUUGGUUGUUGGGGUUUUUGGGUAUGUUGACUGGGUGGUUAGAAGGUAGCUAAGCUACGAUUACGAUUUAUG